Messenger RNA from Serpula lacrymans var. lacrymans S7.9, 1330 nucleotides. RefSeq lists its product as uncharacterized. The coding region runs from base 131 to 1330 and encodes 399 amino acids. The record is from RefSeq and is a predicted model, not a curated record. Gene Ontology annotation, biological process: protein import into peroxisome matrix, docking. Gene Ontology annotation, molecular function: signaling receptor binding. NCBI's taxonomy places the organism in Eukaryota, Fungi, Basidiomycota, Agaricomycetes, Boletales, Serpulaceae. The transcript has 6 exons. Gene Ontology annotation, cellular component: peroxisomal membrane; peroxisomal importomer complex.
GACCACCAACCGUCAAAAGUCUGUUUGAAUAUCCUAGAUUCUUCAAAGCAUCCCCUCCUUUCAACCUGGUUACUUCAGGAAAUUAGAUAUAGCUCUUCAACGACACAUAAAACCCCUGUGGUUAUCUAAAAUGUCAGACACUCCCACGCCUUUACAAGCCCCAGACCUAUCCGCAGCCACACUAACCACCCCCACUCAACAAUCAGACCGCAUUGAAUUAAUCUCGCGAGCCCGUUCUUUCCUAACUUCCCCAAAUAUCCGGGACCAAAACAUUCUCUCAAAGCGGUCUUUCCUUUCUGAAAAAGGUCUGACAGCUCCUGAAAUCGAGGCCCUCCUGCGUGAGCUACCUCUACAACUUCCCUUAGUCCCUCCGCGAACAUAUCCUCAGCCAGCUCCUUCCAACCUGCCCAAUCUCCUUAUAGGCCUCGCUCGCAUUUUCACAUGGAUUACUGGCACAUCUGCCGCUCUCCUCUUCAUUUACUACCGGUUCAUUCUACCCCGUAUCACCCGAACAUAUGAAGCCCGUCAUAUGCUCAUCAAACACCAAUCAAGUCUUCUUUCCCGUUUCACUGAUUCUCUGCGUACUUUGAAGGAUACGCAAGAGUCGUCGUAUGUUGAACUUCCCCGGAAAAGUCAUCCCGCCGAAGAUAGUCGCUAUGCGCAACAUCACACUCUGGAAGCGCUUCUUGCCGCAAUUGGUGAUGGUGAUCCUGAGAGUAUACCAGAUGAAACCUUGCUGCGAUGUGCAUUGGAGGAGCUUACAGAACCAAAGGAUAGCGGGGCUGUGAGCACUGAAAAGCUUUUCCAUCACUUCGAGGCCAAGGUUUUGUGGUUACAGGGUGAAGAUGGGGCGCAACGCCAGGGUAAAUUGUGGUACACACUCAAUACGAACCCCGUCUUUACUUCUUCACCCCCACCCCCUCCCUCACCUCCCUCAUCUUCGUCGUCCUCUGCACCGAAGCCACUCCCAUCGGAGCUUCUCUGGAAAUACAACCCCCCACAAUCGAAUAUUGCACCUUUACUCCCUGCUCUCUCGAAACUCAAAACUUCUCUUCAAUCGCGGUCGACUAUUCCCUCUGUGGCAAGCGCAGCAACACAGAAUGCCCUACAGACACUUUCUGACUUUACCGGAUAUAUCACCACACAAACAUAUUCCCUUAAUCUUCCGAUCCGAGGUGGUUUUGGCAUGAGCACAAGCGUAGGGUUAGGAGCUGAGGAGGACGAACUGCGUCGCGAAAUUCGCGCACUCAAGGGUCUCGUGCUCAAUAGACGUUCCUUUUUGGGGCCGGGAAUAGGAGAUUCCUUUCCAACCCUUGAGAAGAUAUCCUGA